Molecule: messenger RNA, 1773 nt
Organism: Bicyclus anynana (squinting bush brown)
Lineage: Eukaryota; Metazoa; Arthropoda; Insecta; Lepidoptera; Nymphalidae
Exons: 3
Coding region: 195-926 (243 amino acids)
Source: RefSeq, a predicted model, not a curated record
CCUGUCACUGUUACUGUCAACUGACAACUGUUAAUGUCAAAAUAAAAAAACAAAAGUAAAAAAAUAUAUUUAUUAUUCUAUAAAAAUUUACCAGUAAAUGCCGGUAUCAAUGAUCUACUAAAAAUUGUAGUAGAAAACUAUUAAAAUCAAUAUUGCGCAUUUAAUUAUAAUAUAGCAGCAGACAGCAUACAAAUAUGGACGAAAAUGUAUCUGUUGCCUCGCCAGCGCCCAGUAUUAUUGUUGGAAGUGAAUUGCAUUCUCAAAUUAUUGAAGAAGGACCUAGGAUAUGUCCUCUCUGCUCUUCAGAAGUGAAGCUGUUCUUCAUACAUUUAAAUGAGAAGUUGUUGAUGUGUGAAAAUACUGAAUGUGACUUUCCGUUUGGUUACGAAGAGCUCCAGUUUGUGAAAGUGAAAGAAGGUGAAGAAAUGAGUGAUUGUGUGUCUGUGCGCUCGAGCAAGCAACUGUCACCCACCAACUCCAUCAUUUCCACAACGUGCCUGUCAGACAUCGAGAGACUCAACCGAGAGGCUGAGGAUAGUCAAUCUGAAUCCAAAAUGGAAAAUCUGCAAACAAAAAUCAAAAAGAAAUCAUACAAAAAAGUCCAGUCCAGUAGAGACAAUGAGAAACAAAUAAAGAAAAAUUUGCAAGACUUGAAAGGACUGUCCGUAGAACUGAAUAGCAUGACCACUACGAGAAAUUUGAUCAAAAAUGAGAAAUGGAUUAAAAAUUUAAUGCAUCUACAAGAUCAAUCGGGAUGUAAGUUGCUACAGCCAGAGGAGCUUAAAAACUAUACUACGAGUAAGCCGGAGGAACUGAAACAUGAACUGAAGAUUGACAUCGCACCAGGGAGUAGCGGUUGUGUACCGUCUAUCAAAAUAGAGAUUGCUAAGGGCCAAUGUCCUAGUCAAAGUCACGCUGGUACUUGAAUCGUCAAAAACACCGAUUAUAUUUAACAUAAAUAUGCAUCUUGGUGUAACUUGAAUGUUUUUCAAUUGAUGUUCUGUAAAAGUCCAUAAAAGUCUGUGUACAUUAUGGUUCAAUUUUCAUACAGAUGUUUUUGGUUCUUUUGUUUCUGUUUUGCUGUAGAUUAUAGAAACUGCAGCGGUAUUACGGUGGUGCAGAAGUUUGUCACAGUUUUGCCGGAAGGCUGGAUGUUUAGAGGGAUAGUCUAAAGCAUUGGUUCCCAAAGUGGUCUUGGUGGACCACAAGGUCCACCCAGCUAGAUUUUGAUAGGGGUCUAUGGAAAGGGAUGUUCAAGCAGAUAAUGUUUGAGAGCUGAGCGUAUAUUUUGUAGUUUAGUGUUCUGUACUUAGUACCUUCAUAUAAAUGUUGAUGUAUAAAUGUUAUAGUGUAAAGGUUGCUUAAAGCUAGUGCUUUGCAUUUAUUGAAGAUUUAUUUUUUGUUUGUAUUUUUGAACCCACCAAAGAUUGUGAUGUAUUUUUAGUUAUUGUUUCCCUUAAUGGUUAUAUGGUUUUAGCAAUUUAUUUAGCUUUACAGAAUGUAAAACUUAUAUUCUGUAAUAAAGAAAGAAACAUUUUUUUUUGUAAGCAAGAUAGACAUUUUCUAUUUUGUCUGUUUACUUUGCUGUAAUUAUUUUUAUUAUUAAAUUAUUAUAUUUAAUUAUUAGACAUACCUCAAUCUUUGCAAGUUUUGUCAUAUAUGUGAAAGGUAUAAUUAUUAUUUUGUAUAAUUUUAUACUUCAUGUGAUAUUAGAUAUCUUUUUCAUAAACUCGAUAAAUAAUAAAUGUCUAAACUUUAAAUAAAUUAUGUCAA